Panicum virgatum (switchgrass) is the source of this 2357-nucleotide messenger RNA. Its product is annotated as cell cycle checkpoint protein RAD17-like. NCBI's taxonomy places the organism in Eukaryota, Viridiplantae, Streptophyta, Magnoliopsida, Poales, Poaceae. The transcript has 12 exons. The record is from RefSeq and is a predicted model, not a curated record. Gene Ontology annotation, molecular function: chromatin binding. Gene Ontology annotation, biological process: mitotic DNA replication checkpoint signaling; DNA damage checkpoint signaling; DNA repair. Bases 440 to 2056 code for a protein of 538 amino acids.
CCUCCUCGUCGCCCCGACGCCGCCUCUCCCUGCAGGCUGCAGUCCCAUUUUCCCUGUUUCCUUCCUUCCCCGCCGCCUAGACUCCGCCCAAAACCCCCAAAAUCGCGCGGAGCGAAUAAAUCUUUUUCGAAAACGAAGCCCCAAAGCCCAACCAUCUCGCCGCCGCCACCAAUGGGGAAGCGGCCGCCGGUGGUCGUCCUCUCAUCUUCCUCCGGCGAAGAUGACGGCGGGGGGCGCCGCGGCCCUUCGGCGCGUAGGUCGAGGACGCCUGCGUCGGCGCCGGCGCGGGCGCAGUCUCAGGCAGCGAGCGGCUCCAGGAAAAAGCCGCGCCGCGAGAGCAGCGCGGGGAGAGGCCGCCGCCGCUGCUCCGAACCCGCGGCUUCGGACUCCUUGAAGGCUGAAUUUGAUAUGCUCUCUGAGGAUUUUUCAGAAUGUUUUGAUGACUUGGUCAUGUCAGGCAGGAUCCAAACGGAAAGCAAAAGAGCUUUGGGUUGACAAGUACGCGCCCCGCUCGUUAGCAGAGCUUGCUGUUCAUAAAAAGAAGGUUGAAGAUGUAAAGAAAUGGUUGGAAGAAAAGCUGAUGGCGCCAAAGAGGAUUAGAGAUACUAAUAGUGCAAAGGCAAAUUUGCAGCAAACAGUUGGAGGAUGGACUCUUGUCCUAACUGGGCAAACUGGUGUUGGAAAAUCAGCAACUGUGAAAGCGAUUGCUGCUGACCUUGGAGCGGAAUUAUGUGAGUGGACAACUCCAGUACCAACGCUGUGGGCUGAACAUCUUCAUGCUAAUUCAGGAUUACGCUAUAUAUCCAAGCUGGAAGAAUUUGAAAACUUUGUGGAGAAAAUAAGAAAAUAUGCAAUGCUUUGUCCAAUGAGCAUCACUUCCAAAAGAAAGCUGAUUAUUAAUCUGAUUGAUGACAUCCCUGUAACAAGUGGACAUGCUGCUUUUGCAAGACUAGGAAAAUGCUUAACUGGUUUGAUUCAAAGUACCCAAGUACCAACUGUCAUUUCACUUACUCACUAUCACAACAGUGAGAGUAAUGAUACUGCGACGUGGAACUCUGAGGACCUUGACUCCUUACUUCAAGGUUCUGGUGCUCAUAAGAUUGCUUUCAAUCCGGUAACCACAAAUUCUAUCAAGAAAAUUCUUAUUCGAAUAUGCAAAGAAGAAAGAUAUGAUGCACCUGAAGAACUACUGCAUCAAAUAGCAACAUCCAGUGGAGGUGACAUCAGACAUGCAAUAAUGUCUCUUCAAUAUUAUUGCCUUGAUCCUAGAAGGCAUAGUUCUGCACUGGCAACAAGUGCUACUUGUGCUGGUUCAAAGAGUCGUAAUUCUCUGGUUCCACGGCAGGAGAGCUAUGGCCUCAGCAGUGUACUACCCUCUCCAUGUGGAAGAGAUGAGACUCUUACACUAUUUCAUGCCUUGGGGAAAUUUUUGCACAAUAAGAGGGAAACUAAUUGUGAAGUUAAUAUUGACCUGGAUCCGUUCCCUCUUCAAGAAAAACUGAGAAGAAAUUCACUCAAAAUGGAUGUUCCUGAAAAGAUUCUUUCACAAGCACACGGAAAAGUACGGACAGUCGCAGAUUUCUUACAUGAAAAUGUUCUUGAUUUCAUUGAUGAUGAAGCUGUAGAUGAUGCAUGGGUUGUGUUAUCAUAUUUGAGUGAUGCAGACUGUCUUCUUACUGGUAGUCCAUUCACAUCAUACAACUCAGAAAAUAUGGCACAACUCAUUGCCGCAUCUGUUGCAGCACGAGGGGUUCUUUUCGGAAAUGCUCAUGUGGCUCCCUCACGGUGGCAUACUAUCCGGAGCCCGAAGCUUUGGCAAACUGAGCAGUCAUUUCGAUCUAAUAAGAACCAGAUUUUAAAGGAAAGAUUUGAUUGUUCAAGUUCCUGUGGUUCCUGCAACUUCUCUGACAUAGUCAGAGAAUUCAGACCGUUGGAGAGAUGGAUUGGUCCUCGCAGCGAUGGAUUGCCUCAUGGCAGUAGCUCGCUCUUGGUUGAUAAACUCGAUGCUGAUGGAAGUCAGGAUGAAGAAGAUGACGACGUGAUAGAAGAAUGCUAAAAGUUAGAUCAUGCAUCCUUACUGCAUUAUCCUAAAGCACCAAAUUUUUCAGUGACCUCACAUCCUGAAGCGCAUGUUCAAUCGAGCAAGUUACCUUUUUAUUUUGGUUGAUCACUGAUGCGGCUGUUGAACUGGAGCUGGCAAUGCAGUAGGAUCGUUCUCACCAAAUGUUAGGCAGGUGUCAAUGAAUGUUCAUUUUGGCGAGCUGAUUUAUCCUGUUCAUAUGUACCAUGAUGACUCACCCUACAGAAUCAUUUAUGAUCUGACAUGUAAAUCAUCUGAGCGGGUCUCUUCCACAUCA